AGCCAUCAGACAGUCAGCCACAGCGUGCCAUCUGGAGUUAUUGCAAUGUCAAUGGCUUCUGAUCCACCAAGUCUUGCGCAGACAUAUAUGCGUGGACCAUUGGUACCUCAUGGGCAUGGGAAGCCUUUAAGCAAGGAGGAGCUGGAUGGCUUGAAAGAGGAGCUUGCCAGCAUCAAAAAGGAAUUUGGUCUGGUUGAACCAGAGAGAGCCUUCAUGGAUGAGAAGGGUGUCCAAUGGAGGUUUGGAGGACCGCCCGACUACACAAUUGCCAAUCUCUACUACCUCAAGGGCAAGACAAAGAAUCAUCCUCCCGGGUCAUUGGAGAUGAUUGUGGAGAACCUGGUGAAAACCUGGGAAAUGGAACGGUCUCACAAACUGGAUCCCAACAGUCAUCGAAGUGUCGACCCCAAGCGGUUCCACAUCAGUGCAAAUGGAGGGACCAAAUUUGACAACGACCAGGCCAACAAGGUGGGGAAUUACAAUGUGUUGCUUGACAAGUGUCCCGUCGAGCUCUACGACGUGGAUAAGAUCAAUUGGGAGCAGUCUCACGACAAGUUUCACUCUGCCUUCGCGGCUUUUCCAUGGGAACUGCUAGAGGUCUUCUCGCCUCCACCAAAGGUCUCCUUUUCGUGGCGCCACUGGGGACACUUCACAGGCAGCUACGAAGGCAAAGAAGGCGAUGGAAGACUCAUCGAGAUGUAUGGGUUUGGCUGUGCCGAAGUUGACAGCCAACUCCGUCUCAUUGAUGUCGAGAUCUUCUACAAGCCUGGACCUUUUAUUGAGGCCCUUCGUGGUAUGUCGAAGAGCUGCAAGACAUGGCAUGGUAACGACAUCCUGGGUGAAGGUGCGACCAGUCAUUGCCCCUUCAUCGAAAAGAUGAAGCGCACCGGGUGGAAAGCACCAGAUUGUCCGGUCCGCAAAGUGAAGUGCAAUAAGGUGAAGCUUUGAGAAGCGUCCGAUCGCGUUCGUAGCGAUGCCAGGAGCCCCUAGUAGCAAACAUUGCUCCUAGUAGCGAUGCCCUUCGCUCCUAGUAGCUUCUUGCUCCUAGUAAGGUGAAGCUUUGAGAAGCGAUUCUCGAGUUUUAGAAGCGACUUGAAGUCUUUAGCUUUGUUUGUGCCGACAAAAACCGGGCAGGAAAAUCAUUCAUCCUUUUAAUUGGCCUGGUAGCCUGGCACAGUGACAAGCACAGUGGCACACACUAGCACCGUGGCUCCAUGGUUUCACCCGUACACAAGCACGCCGGAAUGACUUGCCUUAAGCGCGCACGGGCCGCUCUCCUUUCGAUGGACAAAAAUGGC
Molecule: messenger RNA, 1298 nt
Organism: Durusdinium trenchii
Lineage: Eukaryota; Dinophyceae; Suessiales; Symbiodiniaceae
Source: the annotation of a GenBank genome assembly